Messenger RNA from Pieris macdunnoughi, 1935 nucleotides. The record is from the annotation of a GenBank genome assembly. Lineage: Eukaryota; Metazoa; Arthropoda; Insecta; Lepidoptera; Pieridae.
AUGAGUACUAAAAUUUUCUCCGAUAAAUACGAAUCUAAAGGUUCAAAUAUGUUGCGGGGAAUUAGAAUUUGGAAUUCCAAAGGCUUCACUCUGGAGCCCUAUAUCACAUCACUUCAACUGGUCAGCAAUUAUACCUCAACAAAACCAGCACCAAACUCACAAAAUUUACCACAACUUCCUGUACCUAAACUUGAAGAUACCGUAAAUAAGUAUUUAAAAACUGUACGACCUUUCCUUAAUGAGAAUGAGUUUUCCAAUACUUCUAAACUUAUGAAUAACUUUGCUUCUGAGGGUGGUAUUGGCCGGAAGCUACAGAGUUUGUUAGAAAAUAGAGCUAGUAAGCACACAAAUUGGCUUGAAGAAUGGUGGUUAAACACAGCUUAUUUGGAAUACCGUGAUCCGGUAGUUGUAUUCUCGAGUCCCGGCUUAGUUUUCCCAUUACGAAAAUUUAAUAAUCAAACUGAACAAUUGGAAUAUGCUGCGAAAACGUUGCUCGCAGCUGUCAACUAUAAAUCCCUAAUUGAUAACGAUAAAAUACCCUUAGAAAUGAUGGGGAAGAGUCCAUUGGAUAUGUCGCAGUAUAAGAAAAUAUUUGGUACUUGUCGCAUACCACAGCCUAAGAGAGAUAAGCUGUCUUUCAAUGAUAGCAAAUAUGUUACUGUUAUUCAUAAUAAUCACCUGUUUCACUUAGACCUCUGGGGCAGUGACGAUAAAAGAUUAAGUUGUGAUCAAAUAGUUCAAGGACUGAAGAAAAUUGUUGCCUCAUCGGCGUCUUCCGCUAAAGAUGCAGUUGGGAUCCUUACCUCGGAAAAUAGAGAUAAUUGGGCCAAGGCUUAUGAGCUUUUAAGUAAAGAUGAAAACAACCGCCGUAGUCUAGCAGACGUAGAGCGUAGCAUUGCAGUGUUAUGCCUGGAUAAUGCUAGUGGCGUGUGGAAGGCUGAUGAAAGCGCUAGACGCUCUUUGGCGGGCGCUCAUACGAUACACGGCGCCGGCGCAUCCGCUAAUGGUGGGAACCGGUGGUUCGAUAAAACUGUACAGUUCAUAGUUGGUGCUGAUGGUAUAACAGGCCUGACAUACGAACAUUCCCCAGCAGAAGGACAACCAAUUGCUGUAUUGACUGAUUUUAUUAUUAAUUAUAUUGAUAAGAACACUGAGAGUGAUGAGUCAUCAUCGUCGCCAAUAGAGCCCGUACAACUAAAGUUCAAUGUUAACAGUGAUGUAUCAAAGAUGAUAGACGAAGCCAAAAAUAAUUUGAACAAGUUAGUAGCAGAUCUAGAAUUGAACUGUUUCAAGUUCGACAAAUAUGGAAAGAACUUUAUAAAGACACAGAAACUCAGCCCGGACAGUUAUUUGCAAAUGGCAAUGCAGUAUGCAUUUUACAGACUACACAAAACGCCCGGCGCUCACUACGAGUCAGCGGCGACUCGAAUGUACGCGGGGGGGCGUACUGAGACCAUUCGUUCGUGUUCUAUCGAGUCCAUAGAGUUCGCUAAGACUAUGUUAAACCCACAAGCUACUCCGAAGGAUAAACUAAAUGCUCUAAAGAAUGCUGUUAACGCGCACAAAAAUUAUACUGUUAUGGCGCUACAAGGUCUCGGAGUGGACAGACAUCUCUUAGGCCUUAAAUUGACGGCUUUGGAGCAUGGUAUAGAGCUACCACCGAUUUACGCAGACCUGGGAUAUACUCGGAGUGCACAUAUGAGGAUAUCGACAAGUCAGGUCGCCUGCAAAUGCGAUGGUUUCAUGUGUUACGGACCGUUGGUGAGUGAUGGUUACGCCACGUGCUAUAAUCCGCGUGAUUCCGAUGUUAAUUUCGCUACUUCCGCGUUCCGAAGACAUCCCGAUACAUCCUGUGACGCAUAUCGUAGUGCUCUAGAAAACUCAUUGCAGGAUAUGCAUGAUAUUCUCGUGCAAAACACGCAAUCAAAACUGUAA